CAGUAUACGCAUCGCACUUUCGACGAUAUAAAUUCGUAUUCAAUCAAACUACUGUAAAAAUUGAGAGAAAAUGAAUACUGCAUUACCACAUAUUGUGGAAAACGCAGAUUGCGGUGGUUCAUUAAAACCAAAAGACAAGUUAUUCAGCCUUCUUGAUCAAAUUGAAGUACAUGUAGAACAACUAAGAAAAGAUGCUUGGAGGCUCGAAGAAGAGAGAGAUACCCUCUUGACCACAUUAGACGCGCUUAGAAAUAAUGAAGACCUAAAUGGAUUAGGAGAAACUGACAAGGAUGAUGUACUGAGAUAUGCUGAGAGAUUGUCUAUGAGAUGUUUAACAGUUAAUAUCUUGGUAAAAAUCGAACGUGAUCAAAUCCAACAAGAAGCAUUAUAUAAAGUAAAUGGUUUGAUUGAUAGCCUAGUUGUUGGUCUUCGUGAUGAUCCAAUUGGAACAAGAGAGCGUUGUGCAUCUUUUAUGAAUGCUUGUACCUCACACAGUUUUGGUCAUUCUGAUAAGAACUUUGAAACAGCUAUUCUUGGAUGUACUUUAGAUGAUCAAAAACGAAUAAGAAAAAGAUUGCAAGGAUUAUUAGAUUAUAUUGAUAAAAUGCACACAAUUCAAUUACUAUGA
This is a messenger RNA of Eufriesea mexicana, 628 nucleotides long. Its product is annotated as BAG family molecular chaperone regulator 2. Lineage: Eukaryota; Metazoa; Arthropoda; Insecta; Hymenoptera; Apidae. The transcript has 4 exons. The coding region runs from base 71 to 628 and encodes 185 amino acids. The record is from RefSeq and is a predicted model, not a curated record. Gene Ontology annotation, molecular function: protein-folding chaperone binding; adenyl-nucleotide exchange factor activity. Gene Ontology annotation, biological process: protein stabilization.